GCAUCAAUGGAGAAAGCGCGGAAAGAGUACCUGUUUAAGGUGCUGGUGAUUGGGGACCUGGGGGUGGGGAAGACGAGCAUCAUCAAGCGGUAUGUCCACCAGAUCUUCUCCCAGCAUUACAGAGCCACCAUCGGCGUGGAUUUCGCUCUCAAAGUCCUGCACUGGGACCCGGACACUGUGAUCCGACUCCAGCUUUGGGAUAUAGCGGGGCAGGAGAGGUUUGGCAAUAUGACCCGGGUGUAUUACCGAGAGGCUGUCGCUGCAUUUAUUGUCUUCGAUGUGUCUCGAGCCUCUACGUUUGAAGCAGUUUCAAAGUGGAAGAACGACCUGGAUACGAAGGUCCGGCUGCAGAACGGCAAGAUGGUGCCCACAGUCCUGCUGGCAAAUAAGUGUGACCAGGUGAAGGAGGGCCUCCGUUACAGCCUGCCCAAACUGGAGCACUUCUGCAAAGAGAAUGGCUUCGUUGGCUGGUUUGAGACCUCGGCAAAGGAUAACGUCCACAUUGAGGAAGCAGCUCGGCUCCUGGUGGAGACUGUCCUCGCAGCUGAGGAUGGCGACGCUGUGCCCCCGGAUCCCGAAGUGGUCUCCCACGAGCGCCUGUCAGUGGACAGCACCACUGGCUGCUCCACUUGUACCAAAUAACUAAUCAGAUCAGCUGCCAGUGGGGGAGGGGAGAGGGCAGGAGGAUCUGGCCUUUGGAGAAUGGAGUUGGGGUUGGCUGUUUCUCUUGUUAGUGCAAUGUCCAUGUUGGACCAUUCCUGAAGCUGUCCUCACUGAGCACUAGCUCUGGGUGCCCUCUGCUGAUCGCUCUGAUCAUCCUAGUGUCCGUUUGGAUCUAAAAUUCACGUCUGAGCAGAAAGGAGCAAUGGUUUGUGUUGUAAAUGCAGUUCAGUCCUGGC
Molecule: messenger RNA, 899 nt
Organism: Callorhinchus milii (elephant shark)
Lineage: Eukaryota; Metazoa; Chordata; Chondrichthyes; Chimaeriformes; Callorhinchidae
Product: ras-related protein Rab-38
Exons: 3
Coding region: 7-642 (211 amino acids)
Biological process (GO): phagosome-lysosome fusion; endosome to lysosome transport
Cellular component (GO): trans-Golgi network; phagocytic vesicle; lysosome
Molecular function (GO): GTP binding; GTPase activity
Source: RefSeq, a predicted model, not a curated record